Nerophis lumbriciformis (worm pipefish) is the source of this 1953-nucleotide messenger RNA. The record is from RefSeq and is a predicted model, not a curated record. NCBI's taxonomy places the organism in Eukaryota, Metazoa, Chordata, Actinopteri, Syngnathiformes, Syngnathidae.
GUGAUUCCAGGUUGUGUGCACUGCUUCUGGUGAAUUCUUUCAGAGUUGUGAGCACAAAAAUUGACCAACACGCAUAUACAUAACAGAUAUACAUAAAUUAUUCACACAGACACACUCACUACAAAAGCACACAGACACACUCACUGGACACACUUCCCAUCACAUAGUUCCUGCUAAGAUGCCGCGUGCCAAGGGCCACAGGCGGGCACUAGCCGCCAGGACGAAGUUGGCAGAGCGGCAGUCAUCGCCCCCCAUGCCUCCUGUGCCCGAGUUCGUCGCUCGGCGCGGCACUGGGUUCCGCCACCGCGUGCGGAGGUGGCCGACUUCGGACCUGACUGGCCGUCAGGUGAAGUUUGUCCCUCCAGCUUUCGCCCCGGAGAAGAAGACUGUCUUCGUCAUCGGCGACUCCCACCUGAGGGGCCUGGUGGAUGGGGACGUCGCCUUACCCAAGGUACCUCUCUCUUUUUCUUUUCUGUCUGUUCCAGGUGGAGGUGCAGCUGACUUGAGGAAAGAGGUGGGGCGCCUGGAGUUCCCGUGGACCCCGGAUGUCGUCUGCGUGCUGGCCCCGAGCAACGACCUGGACCGUGGCGAUGCGGCGGUGGAGUUCGGCGCGCUCCUGACCAGCGUCCGCAGCCGCUGGCCCAAGGUGUUUGUUCUGGACUUCCCCCCGCGUCUGAACAAACCCGUGGGCCUGCAGGAUCUGCUGCGUCAGGAGCACCACCGCGUCGCAGCACGCAUGGGUCUCCCAUUCGUGGCUGUGACCAGCAGCUUCCUGCUGGAUCGGUUGGAGCUGUGGUGUUAUGACGGCGUGCACCUCAGCGACACAGGUGGCUCGCCCAUCCUGGUGAAGCUGUUGUGCGACGCUGCGCUCACCCUCUUCACACCCGAUCCCCCUGCACCUCCUUCCCCUGGUCUGAAGGACUGCCUGGAUCCCCGGACGUGGCCCAGGGUUGGACAGGAGGGAGAGAUGGCCUGCAUCACUGCAUCUGCUGUUCUUUGGAGGAAGAUGGCAGAGCGGCAGUCAUGGACCCCCAUGCCUCCUGUCCCCGAGUUGGUCGCUAGUGGCUCGCCCAUCCUGGUGGAGCCUGCGCCUCCUUCCCCUUGGUGGACGCCGCCACCUGCCCUGGUGACUGGGCCAGAACCCCUGCCCCGUCGGCGCCCAGAUCCCCGGAGGUGGACCACGGUUGGACGGGAGGGAAAGGCUGGAACACAGCCGGUGCAACAGUCCCUUCCCAUCCCGUCCAACCCUGUGUGGUUCAGCAGUCCUAUGUUGGAUGCCAUGGAGGAGUUCGCUCCUUCCUCUGACUCCAACUGCACUGCUAUCCCACCACCUGGCCAGGCUUCUCCUGGGAGGUGUCGUCGGAGACCUGUGGCUGUCAGGCGCACCGGACGGAGGGAGUUCGCUCCUUCCUCCGACUGCACUGCUGUCCCACCACCUGGCCAGGUAAUGUGUCAUAAACCUCUUUCUACGUAUACUGUCAAUAACAAAUCGAAGACACUGAUGUGUAUACAACACAUUCUCUGUGUAAUAAUCCAUUCAUCCAUCUUCUACUGCUUAUCUGGGCUUGGGUCGCGGGGGAAGCAGCCCAAUCAGGGAAGCCCAAACUUCCCUCUCCUCAGCCACUUCCGCCUGCUCUUCCCGGAGGAUCCCGAGGCGUUCCCAGGCCUGCUGAGAGACAUAGUCUUUUCAGCGUGUCCUGGGUCUUCCUCGUGGUCUCCUACCGCGGUGGUACAUGUCCUGAACACCUCAACAGCAAGGCGUCCUAAUAAAAUGCCACAGCCAUUAUACAUCUGUUAUUACUAUUACCAUUACUACCACUAGUUGUUAAUCAAUAGUUGUGAAAUUUUUUAGUAUGUGAUACAUAAUUGUAAAAUAUCCAAUAAAGUAUGCCUUAAGUAGACAGCCUCUAUACAUUUUGCUUUUAAUUUCUAUAGGCUUCUCCUGAUAUGCGU